Messenger RNA from Acanthoscelides obtectus, 12347 nucleotides. The record is from the annotation of a GenBank genome assembly. Lineage: Eukaryota; Metazoa; Arthropoda; Insecta; Coleoptera; Chrysomelidae.
UUACAGGGGGAUGCUGAUACGAAUAAGGGCGGCCAUAUUGGUCGCCAUCUUAGUAGCAGUUAGGAACGUUUUAGCACAAAAUAAUAGUAGUAGUUUAUUCACAUGUCCCUCAGGCUGGGAACUACGAGGACUGAAUUGUUAUAAGUUUUUUAACAUAAGGCAUUCAUGGGAAAAGGCAGCCGAACUUUGUCGAAGGUAUGGCAGUGACUUGAUGGCAAUAGAAUCCUACAGCGAAAACAACUACACGGCGGCCAUUGCCCUGACGUCAGUGCCACCUGAACGUCGAAGCUUGAACCACUAUUGGUUGGGCCUCGCCUCACUAGAUGAUCUCAGAACCAACACACUCGAAUCGGCUGCUGGUACUCUCGUCUCGCAGUACUCAGGUUUCUGGUCACUAAAACAACCGAACCCCGAAUCCGGCGAAUGCGUGGACGUGAUCGUUACAGAAGACAGCCAAUCAUGGCAACUUACGACCUGCGAAAGCCUUCAACCCUUUAUGUGCAGAUCAAAAGCCUGCCCUGCGGGAUCCUUCCAUUGCUCUAAUGGAAACUGCAUCAACGAGAAGUUCCGGUGCGACAAACAAGACGACUGCGGAGAUGGAUCCGACGAGAUUGACUGUGUUUCCAACUGCAACUUUUAUCUGGCCAGCAGUGGAGAUGUGGUGGAAAGUCCGUACUACCCGCACAAGUAUGCGCCUUUGACCAACUGCAAAUGGACUCUGGAGGGACCGCAGGGGCAUAACAUCCUCCUCCAGUUCCAGGAGUUCGAGACUGAGAAGACCUUUGAUACGGUACAAAUCCUAGCCGGAGGCCGAACGGAAGACACGUCUGUUAACCUAGCAACACUCUCAGGAAAACAAGACUUGACGAACAGAUCGUUUGUAUCAGCUUCGAACUUCAUGAUCAUUAAAUUCAGCACCGACGCGUCAGUGGAAAGAAAAGGUUUCAGAGCCUCGUGGAAGACUGAACCUCAAAAUUGCGGGGGCACUUUAAGAGCAACUCCUCAACCGCAAGUCUUGACUUCUCCUGGAUACCCUGAACAAUAUCCUGGAGGGCUUGAAUGCCUGUACAUAAUCCAUGCUCAAGGAGGGAAGAUCAUAACAUUGGAGGUGGAUGAUUUAGACUUGGAUGAUAACAGAGAUUUUAUUUUGGUAAGAGACGGAGAUUCGCCAAGGAGCAAGCCAAUUGCAAGGCUUACGGGGAAAUGGGAGAAUAGCCAGAAGGUCAUCAUGUCAACGCAUAAUCAACUGUACAUCUACUUCAAGACUAACAUUGGUGAUUCGAAGAGAGGAUUUAGGAUAAGAUACACUCAAGGUUGUAGAGCAGGCAUUGUGGCAAGCAACGGUACCAUCAUGUCACCCGCUUUCGGCUUGGAGAAGUACCCAAGCAACCAAGAAUGUCUGUACAAGAUCAGGAAUCCUGGGGGACGCCCUUUGUCUUUGAACUUCGGCCAUUUUGACGUCGACAAGACCGAUUUCGUACAAGUGUACGAUGGUGCGACCACAAGUGGCUUGAGACUCCAUUCUGGAAAUGGUUUCACGGCUAACUCUAGACCAAAGAUUACUUUGACGGCUUCAAGCGGUGAAAUGCUCGUACGGUUCGUUACCGAUGCUUUACAUAACAGUAGAGGAUGGGAAGCUACGUUUUCAGCAGAUUGUCCUCCACUGAAACCUGGAAUCGGAGCCCUGGCAUCAAGCAGAGACACAGCUUUCGGUACCGUGAUCACCUUCAGCUGUCCAAUAGGCCAAGAAUUCGCAACUGGUCGCAAUCGCAUCACCACACAAUGCUUACCUGGAGGAAACUGGUCUAUCAGUUACAUACCAAACUGCCAGGAAGUCUACUGCGGGCCUGUGCCACAAAUCGAUAACGGUUUUUCGAUUGGGUCGACUAAUGUGACUUACAGGGGUCAAGCCAUGUACCAGUGUUAUGCAGGUUUCGCCUUUCCUACUGGUCAGCCGAUUGAGAAGAUUUCGUGCUUGUCAGAUGGACAUUGGGAGAAGAAACCAACAUGUCUUGCGUCUCAAUGUGCCGCUCUUCCUGACGUACCUCACGCCAACGUCACCAUCUUGAACGGCCUUGGUCGCUCUUACGGUACGAUCGUCAGAUACGAAUGCGAACCAGGCUACAUCAGAAGUGGACCUCCAGUGAUACUUUGUAUGAGCAAUGGUACUUGGUCUGGAGAUGUUCCCAUAUGCUCAAGAGCCAAAUGUCCCGAAUUCCCCGAGAUCAAAAACGGCUUCAUAAUCGACACUUCCCGCGACUAUUAUUUCAACGACGAGGCGCGAGUCCAGUGCCACAAAGGCUUCAAGCUGAUCGGAAACAGCGUGCUAAGGUGCGGCGGGAACCAGAAAUUCAACAACCCUCCACGAUGCGAAGACAUCAACGAAUGUCUGGCGAGUCAAUGUGACGCUGCGUCCACUGAGUGCGUCAACGUACCAGGCUCGUUUUACUGCAAGUGCCGCAAAGGAUUCGACGCCCAGCAGGAGUGCAGACCUGUUGGGGACUUGGGGCUGGUCAACGGGGGUAUUCCUGAUGAUUCUAUUACGGUAUCUAGCAGCGAACCUGGAUACGAUAAGUCGAUGGUGAGACUGAGCAACAGCGUUGGAUGGUGUGGCAACACCAUCGAAGGUGGAUCUAACUGGGUACAAAUUGAUCUAAAAGCACCUACAAUCAUCAGGGGAUUCAGAACGAUGGCUGUCGCAAGAACAGAUGGCAACAUCGCAUUUACCUCUGCAGUCAGAAUCCAAUACACCGACGACUUGACAGACGUCUUUAAAGAUUACAGGAACCCAGACGGUCUGGCAGUAGAAUUCACCAUCGAAAAACCCACGCUGUCCAUCUUGAACUUACCCGUUCCCAUCGAAGCUCAAUACGUCAAAUUCAAGAUCCAGGACUACGUUGGAGCACCUUGUCUUAAGCUGGAAGUCAUGGGUUGUACAAGACUGGAAUGCUCGGACAUCAACGAGUGUGCUGACAACAACGGCGGAUGUCAACAGAAAUGCAUUAACAGUGCAGGCGAAUAUUCCUGUGGGUGCAAUGUUGGUUACGAACUAUACACGACGAAUGGUACUGCGUCCUACUACAUCGAGGAGUCAGAGACUGGGCUGCGUAACGGAGAUGUUUACCAGGUCAACAAAUCUUGUGUGCCUAUCAUGUGCCCAUCGCUCAACAGUCCAGAGAACGGAAUCAUUUUAUCUACGAAAGAUAAGUACCACUUUGGUGAACUAGUGAGAUUCCAGUGUGACUUUGGAUACAUUAUGACAGGAUCGUCGUCUUUGCUUUGUACUUCGACUGGUGUGUGGAAUGGAUCGGUGCCUGAAUGCAAAUAUGCCCAGUGUGUUUCUCUACCUGACGACAAAAAUGAAGGCCUUAAAGUUUUGAGGAAUGACGAAGAUAGCGUACUGGUACCGUUCAGGGAUAAUGUAACACUUCAUUGUAGUAGUACUGGAAGACAACUGAGAAGCACAGCCACUUCAGGAUUUAGACAGUGCGUGUACGACCCAAAACCGGGCCUACCAGACUACUGGCUCAGUGGAAUGAUGCCAUCCUGCCCCAGAGUAGACUGCGGCAUUCCCCCACCAACUCCCGGCGCUGAAUACGGCCAAUACGUAGACACGAAGUACCAAUCAUCAUUCUUCUUCGGCUGCCAGAACACGUUCAAACUGGCUGGUCAGAGCAGCAAGCAUGACAAUGUAGUCAGAUGCCAAGCGAACGGAGUGUGGGACUUCGGGGAUUUGAGAUGUGAAGGACCCGUAUGCGAGGACCCGGGAAGACCCAGCGACGGUAUCCAGAUAUCCAGGAGCUACGAACAGGGAGCCGAGGUGUCUUUCGCUUGCAACAGACCUGGAUAUAUACUUAUCAACCCAAGGCCAAUCACUUGUGUGAGGGAACCGGAGUGCAAAGUGGUGCGCCCUCUAGGUAUUGCAUCCGGAAAGAUUCCAGACUCGUCAAUCAACGCGACCAGUGAACGACCAAACUACGAAGCCAGAAACGUAAGGCUUAACUCAGUAACUGGUUGGUGUGGCAAACAGGAGGCUUUCACAUACGUCAGCGUCGAUCUAGGAAAAGUCUACAGAGUAAAAGCUAUUUUGGUGAAAGGUGUUGUGACCAACGAUAUUGUAGGUCGCCCAACCGAGAUCCGCUUCUUCUACAAGCAAGCCGACAGCGAGAACUACGUCGUCUACUUCCCCAACUUCAACCUGACGAUGCGCGAUCCAGGCAAUUACGGCGAGCUCGCCAUGAUUUCGCUACCGAAGUACGUGCAAGCGAGAUUCGUCAUCUUAGGCAUUGUCAGCUAUAUGGACAACGCUUGCUUGAAGUUUGAGCUGAUGGGAUGCGAUGAGCCCGAGAAAGAGCCACUUCUUGGAUAUGAUUACGGAUAUUCACCAUGUGUUGAUAACGAAACCCCAGUGUUCCAAAACUGCCCUCAGCAACCGAUCAUCGUCCAGAAAGACGCAAACGGAGGUCUUCUACCUGUAAACUUCACAGAACCAACGGCAGUAGACAACUCUGGAAGCAUCGCCAGGCUAGAAGUCAAGCCUGCAAACUUCAAAACUCCCAUGUACGUGUUUGAGGACACUGUCGUCAAAUAUGUGGCUUACGAUUACGACGGAAACGUUGCUAUUUGCGAAAUCAACAUCACCGUUCCCGACAAUACUCCUCCGCAACUCAGUUGCCCCCAGAGCUACGUAAUCGAGCUGGUGGACCGUCAGGACAGUUACGCCAUUAACUUCAAUGAGACCCGUAGGAGACUCAACGUCACUGACGCAUCCGGAGAUGUCCAGGUCACAUUCAUACCUGACAAAGCUACCAUCUCCAUCGGCGCAUUUGAAAACGUUACAGUAGUCGCUACUGAUAAAUAUGGCAACAAGGCCUCGUGUCAUUUUCAGGUAUCCGUUCAAGCAACACCUUGCGUGGACUGGGAAUUAAAACCACCCAGCAACGGAGCUUUAAACUGCUUACCAGGGGAAAAGGGCUUGCAAUGUAUCGGUACUUGUAAUCAGGGCUACAGGUUCACAGACGGAGAACCUGUCAAAACGUUCCAAUGUGAAAACAACUCGCCGUGGAAACCAAGUUCAGUUGUACCUGACUGUGUAUCAGAAAAUACCCAAGAAGCAGACUACCACUUCACUGCUUCCAUUGACUACCGCGCGAACGGAGCAGUAGCUACAGCCUGUCUGAACCAGUAUACCGACCUCAUCUCCCAGUACUACAACAAUCUCAAUAACAUCCUCUCAGAAAGAUGUUCAGCUGUGAACGUCAAAAUGAACGUCUCCAUAAUAAACGCUGUUGCAUCUCUCGUCGAAGAAAACGUCGUAAGGGUUGACUACAUCCUUGACAUCAUGCCUGUGGUCAGACAGCCGCAGUUGUAUGACCUUUGCGGUAGUACCUUGAACUUGAUGUUCGAUUUGUCGGUGCCAUACGCCAAUGCUGUUGUGGAACCACUUUUGAAUGUCUCCGCUAUUGGAAAUCAAUGUCCUCCGCUAAGAGCUUUGAAAUCUGUCAACCAAAGAGGAUUCACUUGUAACGUUGGAGAGGUUUUGAAUAUGGAUACGAACGAUGUGCCGAGAUGCUUACACUGCCCCGCCGGAACAUUCGCCGGUGAGAAACAGAAGGAAUGUACCAACUGUCCUCGUGGCUUCUACCAAAACCGAGAUAGACAGGGUUCUUGCAUGCGAUGUCCCCAGGGUACCUACACGAGGGAAGAAGGAUCCAAGAGCAUCCAUGACUGUGUCCCUGUCUGUGGUUAUGGAACCUAUUCCCCAACUGGUCUCGUACCCUGCUUGGAGUGUCCCAGAAACAGCUACACCACCGAGCCUCCCACUGGAGGAUUCAAAGAUUGCCAGGCGUGUCCUGCAAAUACGUUCACAUACCAACCAGCUGCUCCACAUAAGGAUCACUGUCGGCCGAAAUGUAGUCCUGGACAGUACUCACCGACAGGAUUGGCCCCUUGCUCACUCUGUCCCAAGAACUUCUACCAAUCCCUUCCUGGUCAAACUGCAUGUAACGAAUGCCCUAGCAACAUGAAGACAGAAGGUCCCGGAGCUACCGGAAGAGACGAAUGUCGUCCGGUACAGUGCAAGGAAAACGCGUGUCAACAUGGCGGCCUGUGUGUGCCGAUGGGUCAUGGCAUCCAUUGUUUCUGCCCUGCUGGAUUUUCUGGAAGACGGUGUGAGAUUGAUAUCGACGAGUGUUCUUCGCAGCCUUGCUAUAAUGGUGCUACUUGUAUCGACCUACCACAAGGGUACAAGUGCCAAUGUCCUCCCGGCUACUCUGGAAUCAACUGUCAAGAAGAACGUUCUGACUGUUCUAACGACACGUGUCCAGCUCGUGCUAUGUGCAAGGAUGAACCAGGUUACAAAAACCACACUUGCCUGUGCAGAUCUGGCUAUACUGGGUUGGAUUGUGACGUCACAAUUGAUCCUUGCUCUGCGAACGGCAAUCCCUGCAGCAAUGGUGCAACGUGCCUCGCCCUACAACAAGGCCGAUUUAUGUGCGAGUGCCUGCCAGGCUGGGAAGGGCCAUUAUGUGAAAUCAACACUGACGACUGCGCUGAGAAACCGUGUUUAUUGGGAGCGAAUUGCACAGAUCUAGUUGACGAUUUUAGUUGCGCUUGUCCCCCAGGAUUCACUGGGAAACGGUGCCAGGAAAAGAUCAACUUAUGCGGAAGAAACCCAUGCAAGAACGGCAUCUGCGUCGAUAAGCUUUUCUACCACGAGUGCAUCUGCCACCCUGGCUGGACUGGCGAGUCCUGCGAUACCAACAUCAAUGACUGUCAACCGAACCCCUGCCAUAACGGCGGCCACUGCGUGGACGACGUGGAUGGAUACACGUGCACUUGCGAGCCAGGAUUCACAGGGAAGAGAUGUCAACAUACUAUCGACUUCUGUUCAUCCAAACCGUGCCAGAAUGGCGCUACCUGUACAGACCUUGUUGAUGGAUUCUCGUGUAAAUGCAGACCUGGAUUCGUCGGGUUGCAGUGCGAAGCGGAAAUUGACGAGUGUCUGAGCGACCCAUGCAAUCCUGUUGGAACCGAGAGAUGCGUGGAUUUGGACAACAAAUAUAUGUGCAUGUGCAGGGAGGGUUUCACAGGAACUGCCUGCGAAACCAACAUCGAUGACUGUCGCUCGGACCCAUGUCUAAACGGAGGAUCAUGCAGAGAUGAAGUGGGCUCAUACAAAUGUCUCUGUCUACCUGGAUGGACGGGAGUUAACUGCGAAACUGACAUCGGCAGCUGUCAGAUGAGACCAUGUCAGAACGACGCCAAAUGUAUCAAUUUGUUCCAGGACUACUUCUGUGUAUGUCCCUCUGGCACGGACGGCAAGCAAUGUGAAACCGCCCCAGAACGCUGCAUCGGCAACCCAUGCAUGCACGGUGGACGCUGCCAAGACUUCGGUUCUGGGCUGAAUUGCUCCUGUAGUGACGGUUACAGCGGCAUUGGAUGUCAAUAUGAGUACGACGCGUGUCAGGCAAAUGCUUGCAAGAAUGGCGCCACCUGCACCAACGACUACCAAGGGUUCAAGUGUGUCUGCCCUCCGGGAUUCACCGGAAAGUACUGCGAUGAAGAUAUCAUGGAUUGUAAAGAGAACUCGUGCCCGCCUAGUGCUACGUGCAUCGAUCUAACUAACAAGUUUUACUGUCAGUGUCCAUUUAAUUUAACUGGAGAAGACUGUAGGAAGACAAUAUCCGUUGACUACGACUUAUACUUCAGUGACACGACACGAAGUUCUGCCUCUCAAGUGAUACCUUUCUACACGGGAUCAAAAUCCAGUCUAACAAUCGCCAUGUGGGUACAGUUCACACAGAAAGACGAAAACGGCAUAUUCUUCACGCUAUACAGCGUUUCGUCUAAACAUGUCGCUGUCGACCGAAGACCAAUGAUACAAGCGCACUCCAACGGUGUCCAAAUAUCAAUAUUCCCCGAUCUUCAAGAUGUAUACCUCAGCUACAAGGACUACACCACUGUCAAUGAUGCUCAAUGGCAUCACAUCGCUAUAGUCUGGGACGGAGAGAAUGGCGGCGAAUUGAAACUAGUCACUGAAGGUUUGAUUGCCACCAAGGUUGAAGGAUAUGGAAGCGGUAGAAAGUUGCCAGAAUAUGGCUGGGUGACGCUUGGUAAACCGCAAUCCGGAAAUCCAAAGGCAUACACCGAGUCUGGAUUCCAAGGACAUUUGACCAAGGUCCAGAUUUGGGGACGUGCACUGGACAUCACAAACGAAAUACAGAAGCAAGUUAGAGAUUGUAGGACAGAGCCUGUUUUAUAUAGAAGCCUCAUCCUCACUUGGGCUGGUUAUGAAGACACUGUGGGAGGAGUUGAAAGAGUUGUGCCUUCACACUGUGGACAAAGGAAGUGUCCCGCUGGUUAUAAGGGUACCCAAUGCGAGGAACUAGAAGUAGACAAGGUAAAACCUAAAGUCGAAUACUGUCCUGGAGACUUGUGGGUGAUCACAAAGAACGGAUCCGCACUGGUUGUGUGGGAUGAACCUCACUUCAGUGACAAUGUCGGAGUUACGAAGGUUCAAGAGAAGAGUGGACACCGUCCCGGUCAAACGCUCCUGUGGGGAAUAUACCAAAUAGCGUACGUAGCUUCGGAUGAAGCUGGCAACAGUGCUACUUGCACAUUCAAGGUGUCUGUACUAGCCGAGUUCUGCCCCGAGCUUCCCGAUCCCCUUGGUGGAACCCAAACCUGCAAAGAUUGGGGCGCAGGUGGGCAAUUCAAGGUAUGUGAAAUCGCCUGCAAUCCCGGACUGAAAUUCUCCCAAGAAAUUCCUCUAUUCUACACCUGUGGAGCUGAAGGAUUCUGGAAACCAACCAAAGAUCCCAACCUACCUCUGGUAUACCCUGCCUGCUCUCCUGCCAAACCCGCUCAAAGGGUCUUCAGAAUAUCGAUGCUGUUCCCAAGCUCAGUGCUGUGUAAUGAAGCAGGUCAAGGGGUACUAAAACAAAGGGUCCGCAAUGCAGUGAACUCACUGAACAGAGACUGGAACUUCUGUUCAUUCUCCUUGGAGGGAACGAGAGAGUGCAGAGAGCUCAAUAUUGAUGUCAAAUGCGACCAUAAGGCUGGAAGACAAAGGAGGCAAGUCAGCGAAGAGGACGAUGGCGGUACUUAUGUCAUCGAUGCUAGCGUACCUGUCAACAAAAAGCCCCGCCAAGGAAGACAAUCGUCCAGUGGCACCUACGAUGUUGAAAUCGCCUUCCCAGCGAUAAACGAUCCUGUUGUAAACCUAAAUACAAACGAAAGAUCAACUGUGAAGGUUCUAUUAGAGAAGCUUAUCUUGGAAGAGGACCAGUUUGAUGUAAGAGAUGUUCUACCAAACACAGUGCCUGAUCCAUCCUCUCUUGAACUAAAAUCGGACUAUGCCUGCCCCAUUGGACAAGUUGUAGUCGACUCUGAUUGCGUGCCUUGCGCUAUUGGAACAUACUACGACAAAGCGACCAGGACUUGCAUGGCUUGCAAACAAGGUUUCUACCAGAGUGAGUCAGGCCAAACUCAAUGCCGCAAAUGUCCAGAAAUCUCCGGAAGACCUGGUGUGACCAUCGGAGAAGGAUCUCGCAGCGCUGCAGACUGCAAAGAACGUUGUCCUGCCGGAAGGUACUACGACCACGACACCAGCAUGUGCAAAAGCUGCGGUCAUGGAUUCUACCAACCCGAAGAAGGUUCCUUCUCGUGCCAUAUUUGCGGCCUUGGCAAAACCACAAGGACUAAUGAGGCAGUAUCUCAGAAGGAAUGUCGCGACGAGUGUGGAAGUGGAAUGCAGUUAGCUUUGGACGGAAAGUGUGAACCUUGUCCUCGAGGCACUUUCAGGACUCAAGGUAUCCAGGCUGCCUGUCAAUCAUGCCCUCUAGGACGCACUACAACCAAAUCUGGAGCUGUGACGGAGGAAGAGUGCUCUUUGCCUGUCUGCAGUCCCGGAACAUACCUCAACGGCACCUUGAACAGUUGCAUACCUUGCAAGAAAGGCUUCUUCCAACCAGAAUCUCAACAGACCACUUGUAUACCAUGUCCACCGAAUACUAGUACCAAAGGAACAGCAGCGACAAGCAAAGCAGAAUGCACGAAUCCCUGCGAAGUACAGGGCGGCGCUCGCAUGCACUGCGACCCGAACGCAUACUGCCUGCUCAUCCCGGAGACGUCCGAGUUCCGGUGCGAGUGUAAACCCGGCUUUAACGGCACCGGCUCCGAAUGCUUCGACGUGUGCGACGGUUUCUGCGACAACGACGGCGUGUGCGUAAAAGACGCGCGCGGCACACCGUCUUGCAGGUGUAUAGGCAGCUUUACCGGCAGGCACUGCACGGAGAAAUCGGAAUUCGCGUACAUCGCUGGAGGAAUCGCCGCGUCUGUGAUACUGCUUAUCUUCAUCAUAUUGCUGAUAUGGAUGAUUUGUGCCAGAGCAAACCGUCGCAAAGAACCGAAGAAACUCCUGUCUCCCGCCACUGACGCAAACGGCUCCCAGGUGAACUUCUACUACGGCGCGCCAACACCGUACGCGGAAAGCAUCGCGCCCAGUCACCAUUCCACGUACGCCCACUACUACGACGAUGAAGAAGACGGCUGGGAGAUGCCUAACUUCUACAACGAGACGUACAUGAAGGAGAGUUUGCACAAUGGCAAUGGAUUGAAUGGAGGCAAGAUGAACAGUUUGGCGCGGUCCAACGCUAGUAUCUAUGGUACUAAGGACGAUCUGUAUGAUCGGUUAAAGAGGCACGCCUAUCCAGGCAAAAAAGAUAAAAGCGACAGCGACAGCGAAGGCCAAUAAACGAACAAGUCUGGUCAUACACUUACGAUGCUCAAGCGGCACAACGAAUGUCUAGUGACUAUUUUUCAUAUUUUGUUGUUAAUAACCAGUACCAUAAAUUGUUAAAUUAUGUUUAGUUAGUACCUUCUAAGUGAUCAGAGACGAUAACUGUGACUGUUGUAUUAUUUCGUUCGAUAUUCAAUAGUGAAGUCAAGUCGACUAUGUAGAACAGGAAUUGAAGAUAUAUCGAAACUAUGUAACAAAACUGUUACAUACCAAUGUUGUAUAUACUUCUGUUAAAAAGAUUAUUUAUGGACCUUUUUGUAUGCGAUAACUCAACAUUGUUACUACCUUCUGCCCUUAAAAGAUUUAAAAUGAUGGGCGUAUAUAAAAUUAUAAUUCAUCCCGAGUAAGUUUUCAAAAUUACAUUUCACAAAGCCGCUUCAGAUUAUCUGUGAAGUUACAUUUUUGAAAUAUUUAGGAUUUUUGAAAAUCGGUUUAGUUGAAGGUCGAUAUUUUGGUAGCUUUUAAAGGAUAGUUCUGUAUCUGGAACAACAUGAAUGUGUUAUAUCAUAUGUCUUUAAGUUCUGAUAUUCAAUAUAACAUUAUUAUCUAACAUGUUUUGUUAUAUAGGAUGCGCCUUUGUUUGCAAUGGGUAGACAGUUGAAUAGCAUGACAUAUCGACAAUCCAAUUCAAUGAGAUAUAGUUGAAUGUUUUGUAUUUGAUUAAUUCUUCAUUUUCAUGAGUUUAUAAUAUACUAUGAUCAUUAAUUGGAUUUGUUGCUAUUCUCUUUUGUGUAGUCGAUGUAACAAAAAAAUUUUCUGGACUAUCCGAAAUAUAUUCACUCAUCUAAGAAUCUACUUGUUUAAUUAUGCUAGUAGUUGAAACUUAUUUCUAUAUGAAUUUAAAACAAGCAUAAUAAUAUCCGUAAAAUGGAAAGCGACUAUUGAAACGAUUUUGACAGAUUACAAAUGUUCUCUUCAACUGUUUACCCCUGAAUAUUUUGUAUAUACCUCUGUAUUCGUACUUGAAUCUUCCGUGGAGAUUAACCCUUAAUUUAUGCAAUGAAAAUAAUUAACUCGUUUCCUUUUCGAUUAAGUUGAAACUUCUACUGCCAUUAUUAUAGAAAAGGGGUUUGUUUACAGCUCGAGGAGAACUGCAUUAUUUGGUAAUGUUCGACUCAAGUUUUGGAUGUCAAGAUUGCGACUCUCUAUGGGAAAAUGUCAUAUCCUACAGCAGUCAGGUAUCACAUAAGAUUAAUUCGAAUAUUUAAUAAAACAACCUUAUCAAUUAAAAAACCUAGUGGUACGGUUCAGAAAAUUCGUACCACUUUUGUUCCAUAAAAUAAAGGUACUUUAUGAUGUUCGGUAAGUAAACCCCUUUUUUAUACCUCACUUUUACUGUGUACACAAAAUAUUUAUAAUUCGUUGAUAAGGAUAGCAAGCGUACUUUUUUAAAUAUAUAGUAUUUUUGUAAUAUUUUGAUAUACAUAUUCUAAGAGUGGUUGAUCAAAUGAGAGCAAGUUGUAUGGAAUGUGGUUAUAUUUUUUUACAUUAAGAAUGACUGAAAAUAAAGUAUAAGAUGUAACACGAGUAUUAUUUCUCAACAGCG